Messenger RNA from Dendrobium catenatum, 1989 nucleotides. RefSeq names its product rust resistance kinase Lr10-like. Gene Ontology annotation, molecular function: ATP binding; polysaccharide binding; protein kinase activity. The transcript has 3 exons. Bases 28 to 1908 code for a protein of 626 amino acids. The record is from RefSeq and is a predicted model, not a curated record. Gene Ontology annotation, biological process: protein phosphorylation. Lineage: Eukaryota; Viridiplantae; Streptophyta; Magnoliopsida; Asparagales; Orchidaceae.
UGCUGUUCCCAAUUCACCCUUUUCGCAAUGCGUUGGUUCCAUCUUCUCUUGCUUGGGAUCUUCCCAAUAGCCUAUGCUUUCUCCAAUGACUGCCCUUCCUCCAUGUGUGGAGAUAUGGAGAUCAAAUUCCCUUUUACUCUUGAAAGCAGCUCCAAUAGUUGCAGGACAGCAGGAGUGAGUGCGAAUCUGUCCUGCUCCUCCACCAACGAGACAAUUAUCACCCUCCCCUCUUCAGAAUCUUACAGAGUAACAUCUAUUGACAUUUUUAAUGGGAUCAUUAUUGAAGUUCUUCCAUCAACAUCUUCGAUUAGUUGCCCAUGGAGAAGAGGCAUUCAAAAACGGCCUAACGUCAACUCCUCUAUUUUCGAUGUCGCUGUGUCCCGUUUUGUUCUAGUUAACUGCACAACCAAGCUAAGCUUGCAGGCUGACAAUCAUGACGUAGUUGGGCCAAUUUCUUGCCUCAGUGAACAAGGUUCGUUUGUUUAUGCUCUGGGUGAAUAUGAGAGAAUUGACAUACUUCCUCGUUCAUGCAUCGUAAUAUAUACCGGUGAAGUUCUUUCUGAUUAUACUGGUCAACCGAUACAAACUAUAGCGCAGAAGAGCGUGCAAGGACAAAGGGCUGCUUUGUAUCCGAAUACAGAUGAGAAUAUUCAGGCUUGUUAUUUAUGUUCAUAUGAAGGGAAAAAUUGUGGAUAUAAUAUCAUAAGGGAUAAAAAAUUUUGUUUUCCCGAAGAUUCUCAUGGUUCACAUCUUGUUGGUAAAGGCGUUGCCAUUGGUACAUCUCUUGUGGUUUUUCUGAUUGCAGUUCUUGUGGUUCUAUACUUUUUCAAAAAAUAUAUCAAUGAAAAACAGAAGCGCAUAAAGGUGGAAAAGUUCCUUGCAACCUACAAAUCCACAACACUAACUCGAUACAAUUUCUCUAAUAUUAAGAAAAUAACAAAGAAAUUUAAGCAUAAGCUAGGUCAAGGAGGAUUUGGAAGUGUCUACAAAGGUGAGCUGACUAAUGGAAUUCCUGUGGCAGUUAAAUUGCUAGAAGCAUCUAAAUCCAAUGGCGAUAAUUUUGUCAACGAAGUAGCCACUAUAGGAAAAAUUCACCAUGUCAAUGUAGUUCGUCUCUUAGGUUUCUGCUCAGAUGGAACUAACAGAGCCCUAGUAUAUGAGUUCAUGCCAAAUAACUCAUUGGAAAAAUUUAUUUUCUUUGGUAAAUCAAAGAAGAGACAUGAAUAUUUCAACAUGGAGAAGUUGCAGGAGAUUGCAAUUGGCAUUGCCCAAGGGAUCAAUUAUUUGCACCAAGGAUGCAAUCAAAGAAUUCUUCACUUUGACAUCAAACCCCAUAAUAUUUUGUUAGAUUAUGACUUCAAUCCAAAAAUUUCAGAUUUUGGCCUUGCUAAGCUCUGCUCCAGAGAUCAAAGCAUUGUGACAAUAAGUGCUGCAAGAGGCACUAUGGGAUAUAUAGCACCAGAAGUCUACUCUAGAAACUUUGGGCUUGUCUCUCAUAAGUCUGAUGUAUAUAGUUAUGGAAUGCUUCUGCUAGAAAUGAUCGGAAGGAGGAAAAAUGUUGAUCCUACAAUUGAGAACCUAAGUGAAAUUUAUUUUCCAGAGUGGAUAUAUAACAAGCUGAUCAAUAACAAUAGCUUGGGUAUAGCCAUGGAAAUGGAGGGCAAUGAAGAAAUUAUGAAAAGGCUUGCCAUAAUAGCACUUUGGUGCAUACAGUGGAAUCCAUCAGAACGUCCAUCAAUGAGCAAAGUUGUUCAAAUGCUCACAUCAAACUUUCAGAGCUUGGAGAUGCCCCCAACACCAUUUGUUCCUUCUUCUGACCAACCUGGCAAUGUUUAUGUCUCAACCAAUCAUGAAGAUCUUUUGGAGGUCCGCAUCUCAACCAAUUAUGAGGAAAUUUUGGAGGAUUGAUUAAUUACUUCAUAUUUUGGCUUAAUGAAUCUUUCUGUUUUGUUUUUAUAAUUAUUUUUUAAUAAAAUCUAUUUUAAAUAU